This is a messenger RNA of Drosophila ananassae, 3413 nucleotides long. It is a transcript of the gene Trc8, whose product is annotated as protein TRC8 homolog. The transcript is spliced from 7 exons. Lineage: Eukaryota; Metazoa; Arthropoda; Insecta; Diptera; Drosophilidae. The record is from RefSeq and is a predicted model, not a curated record. Gene Ontology annotation, cellular component: endoplasmic reticulum; endomembrane system. Gene Ontology annotation, biological process: ERAD pathway. Bases 818 to 3280 code for a protein of 820 amino acids. Gene Ontology annotation, molecular function: ubiquitin protein ligase activity.
AUUUAAAUUUCCAGUACCAUUGCCCGACACGCACACAAUACGCCGCACCACCCAAUGAGCGUAAUUCAAUUUCCCCCCCACCAAAAUUGUUGGAACAUCAGCCGGUUUAGUUUGAAUUUCGCGCCAAUUGCACUCGAACCGGUUAACAGUCGGCCCAGCCGCUUAAAAAACGUGUCAUCGCUAGCGAAGUAAACACAUUGUGCAACACUGGUUGCGCCUAUCGCACGCGAAGAAGGGGAGGAGAAGUAGAGGAGAAAAACAAAAUUGUGAAAAGUGUAAAGUUCGGGCAAAAUCAAAGGAAAAGUCUGGCUACGAAGCAACCGAUCGCUAACCCAACGAAUUCGGGACACGAGAAAGACGAAAAAAAAAUAGCGAAAAACAAUACCACCUGGCCAGCCUGCCUUUUACCUCUACCUUUACCUUUCAAUUUAAUAUUUUCCUACACACACACACACACACUGACACACAGACCCCCACACACUCGCAAAAGCCCUCACACAGCUGCGCAUUCACUGUGAGAUUCUUUUUUUGCGAAAUCGAAAAAUCCAAGACGAAGGCCACAAAACUCAACAGCAGCGCAAACAAACGCUCCAAAUGCGUGGACCCAGAUAUUGAAAAGUGAUUGGAAUUCCAAACGAGUUGGAAAUAGUGCAGAGUCACGCGGAAUCAGCAAAAGAUUGGAUUUGCUCGCCAUAUCCGGAGGAGGACGAACAGGUGCAGGAACAGGAGGCGGAGGAGCCAGGAACCCGAGGCGCAGGAGCAGGAGCAGGAGCCGAGAACAGCACCCAGAACCUGGUGAAGCCAUAGCCAAAUAGCCAUGUCCAUGCGGACGAAGGUGCUCGGGCUGGUGGACGUGAUGAUGCGCGUGCCACCGGUGAUGGUCAUCGAUGAAAUUCUCAAGAUUGGCAUGGGUCUGCCCACACGCCUCUACCCGGAUAAGUCCAUUCCAUCUGACAGUGCCACCGCCUCGUCCGAAUCCCUGCCAACGGAAAGUCCAUCCCUCAGCUCUGUCGACACCAGCCAGGACGCCUUCGCCACAAUCAAGGCCUUCUUUGGCCUGGGCGAGGCAGCUGACCAGGUCACAGCGGCUGGCGGUGUGGCACAAGCCGCCCUGGAGCAGUCCAUAGAGAAUGCCUCCCGAAACGCGCAGUCACAUGGAAUGCUCAGCUCAGGAUUCAACAACCUGAUGGAUGAGCUGGCACACGACGAGACGCUCUCCGCCAUGCUCAGCAUCACAACGGUCAAGUUCGUCAUCUGCCUGUUCGGUUUCCUUUCCGCCGCUUGCAUCUUCAUGCUGUGGACCCGUCACCUGGUAAUGGUCUACAUGUUCCUCACCUCGCUCGGCCUGACCUUCCUCUCCUACUGGUCCAACGUGAGCGCUCUGGCCCUGAUGGAGAAGAGUCCCUGCAUUUUAGAAGAUCUCAUAUCGCUCAAUACGACGCGACUGUUAGACUCUGGAGGGGUGGUCAUGUCGCUGGCGCCUCAUCUUGUGGCCCAGUGGUUUAUGGGAAUGCUGUUUGCCUACAUUCACCUGGGCCCCAGAUUCGAGAUGCUCCAGAAGUCCAUGCCAAUCAUAUUUGCUAGUCCCAUUAUGGUAGCGAUGCUGCCACUGUCGCCGAAAGUAAUCCAACACCUGCCGGUGGUGGCCGGCUUUACGCCCAUUAUCCUCACCAAGAUCACCCUGAUGCACAGUGCCAUGGAGGCCAGUCGCACCGUUUACAAUGGGUAUCAGUAUGCGAUGAACUUUGUGUCCAACUUCGGCCUCUCCGCUCUCAUCGAAAACGAAUGGCAACGCUUAAAUGUACCCAACGUCCUGAGGGUAUUCUGGACAAUUAGGAUAAUUCAAGGCGGCUAUGCUUUGGUCACCGCGGAGUCGGAACAACCAUUGGAGUUUAUGGCAGCGACUGAGAAGCUUUUAGUCGACGGCUGCGAGACUCUGACCGCAGUCCUGGGAAUGACAGGUGUCAUCUCGAUGAUAUGCCACUAUAUUGGACGGGGCUUUCAAUGGUAUCUACUCACCUACGACACCGAUGAGGAGAAAUCAUUGGGCACAGUGUCUGCGGUACUCUUCUACAUCCUCGCUCUGCAAACUGGACUUACCUCGCUGUCGCCGGAUAAGCGGUUCGUGCGCCUAUGCCGCAAUCUGUGCUUGCUGAUGACCGCCCUGCUGCACUUCCUGCAUAACAUUGUCUCACCCAUUCUGAUGUCUCUGAGUGCAGCUCGGAAUCCCUCCCGAAAGCGUCAUGUCCGUGCCCUCUCUGUGUGCGCUUUUCUCGUGGUGAUGCCCUUGUCCCUGCUGUACUACCUCUGGACCCAGAGAUCCAUUUCCACCUGGUUGCUGGCGGUUACCGCAUUCUCUGUUGAAGUAAUCGUGAAGGUGCUUGUAUCGCUAGCUACUUACACGCUCUUCCUGCUGGAUGCUCGCCGCCAGUUCUUCUGGGAGAAACUUGACGAUUACCUUUACUAUGUGCGGGCUUUCGGCAACUCGGUGGAAUUCUGCUUUGGCAUCCUACUGUUUAUUAACGGCGCUUGGAUACUGAUCUUCGAGUCGGCCCAAAAUGCUACAGGCGGCGCCAUCAGAGCGAUCAUGAUGUGCAUCCAUGCCUACUUUAACAUAUGGUGCGAGGCCAGAGCAGGUUGGUCGGUCUUCAUGAAGCGGCGAUCGGCGGUCCACAAGAUCUCGGCCCUGCCGGAGGCAACUCCAGCUCAGUUGCAAGCCUUCGAUGAUGUUUGCGCCAUUUGCUACCAGGAAAUGUACUCUGCUAAGAUUACAAGAUGCCGCCACUUCUUCCAUGGCGUGUGCCUGCGCAAAUGGCUGUAUGUGCAGGACCGCUGCCCCCUGUGCCACGAGAUUAUGAUGUAUACGGACAAGGCGGAGGAAAGUACACCGGAAGCGGAACCAGCACCUGCGGCUCAAGCUGAACAGCCUCUUCGUAUUUAUCCCAGAGACGAUGGAAAUAAUGCCGGAGCUCCUCGUCGGUCACCUGAACGAGUACUUGGGGAUGCGCCAGAAGCUGCCAACACCUCGAGCGCCGCAGUGGCGGGCGGAGCCGAUGCAGCCACUUCUAAUGUGGUGGAGCAGCCACAGGCUGUCUCGGAAACAUGGCCACUGGCGGCCUCGGGAGGAACGAGCAAUGUCAGUGCCAGCACCAGCAGUUCCAGCUACAUCACGGCAUCCACCCAGCCACCUCCACCAACGGCUACUUCAGCUGCUGCGGUCGCCACGGCGGCGGCCAGCAAUACGACGCACAUGUUCCGGAUGUCGCAGGACCAGCAGUGAGCAGCUGGAAGAUGCAAUCCGCGUACCUUCUAUAUUUUCUUUAUCUUAUCACUUGGAUAUGUUCUGUGUGUUAGUGUACUUAUGUAAAAAUGCGAAUUCUUUUUAGCAACAAGGGUUUCUCUAUUCCUCUAAA